Messenger RNA from Nasonia vitripennis (jewel wasp), 2942 nucleotides. Its product is annotated as pre-rRNA 2'-O-ribose RNA methyltransferase FTSJ3. Gene Ontology annotation, biological process: maturation of 5.8S rRNA from tricistronic rRNA transcript (SSU-rRNA, 5.8S rRNA, LSU-rRNA); rRNA methylation; maturation of LSU-rRNA from tricistronic rRNA transcript (SSU-rRNA, 5.8S rRNA, LSU-rRNA). Gene Ontology annotation, molecular function: rRNA (uridine-2'-O-ribose)-methyltransferase activity; rRNA (guanine) methyltransferase activity. NCBI's taxonomy places the organism in Eukaryota, Metazoa, Arthropoda, Insecta, Hymenoptera, Pteromalidae. The transcript has 5 exons. The coding region runs from base 116 to 2740 and encodes 874 amino acids. Gene Ontology annotation, cellular component: nucleus; nucleolus; preribosome, large subunit precursor. The record is from RefSeq and is a predicted model, not a curated record.
GAGAGUAACAUAACCUCUUCAACGCGUGCGAGCACACGUGUUUAUACGCGCCGUGACAGGCAGCGUAAAUAAUUUUGUUUUUUAGUGUAUUUGUAAAAAAUAAAAGGUCGCAACAAUGGGAAAGAAGUCCAAAAUUGGAAAGCAGCGUCGUGAUAAGUACUAUCACUUGGCAAAGGAAACUGGCUAUCGAUCUCGUGCCGCUUUCAAAUUGAUACAGCUGAAUCGGAAAUUCGAAUUUCUUCAAAAAUCAAGAGUAUGCAUAGAUUUAUGUGCAGCUCCUGGAGGAUGGAUGCAGGUAGCUCACGAGAACAUGCCUGUGUCCUCUAUAAUAGUCGGAGUAGAUUUGUUUCCCAUCAAACCAGUUCCUGGUUGUAUCGGUCUUAUUGGGGACAUCACAACAGAUAAGUGCCGCAUAGAUCUGGCCAGAGAGUUGAAAACUUGGAAAGCAGAUGUUGUUCUAAAUGACGGUGCUCCUAAUGUUGGUAAAAACUGGCUGAUUGAUGCUUACCAGCAAGCCACUCUGACACUGUCAGCUUUAAAACUAGCUACACAGUUUCUGAGACCAGGAGGAUGGUUUGUAACAAAAGUGUUCAGGUCCAAAGAUUAUAAUCCUUUGAUUUGGGUGUUCAAGCAAAUGUUCAAAAAGGUACAUGCAACCAAACCUCAAGCUUCUCGUAAUGAAUCUGCUGAAAUCUUCGUAGUUUGUCAGCAUUAUCUUGCACCUGCCAAGAUUGAUCCAAAAUUCUUGGAUCCGAAACAUGUGUUUGCAGAGCUUGACUUGGAGCCAAAGAACAAACUCAAUGUGUUUAAUCCGGAAAAACAGAAAAAGGCCAAGGCAUUAGGAUAUCCUGAGAAUGAUUACACUUUAUAUCACAGGUUGUCAGUGAAAGAUUAUAUUAAAAGUGAGAGCGCUAUAGAUGCUUUGCAAGAUAUUUCAGAAAUUGUUAUAGACGAUGAAGCAAUUUUAAACCACAAGAAGACUACUAAAGAAGUUAUUGAAUGUUGUAAAGAUAUCAAAGUGUUGGGUAAGAAAGACUUGCGUUUGCUUCUGAACUGGCAUAAAAUCCUGAAAGAUGAAUCGGACAAAAAAGCAGAACAAGAGAAAGAUUCUGAAAACCAGAAAGAAGAGGAAACACCAAAAACUUUAGAAGAGGUGGAGGAUGAAGAGGAUGAGCAAAUAACUAAAGAUAUUGAAAGAUUAAAAGAAGAAAAAUUAAGAGAAUUAAAAAGAAAAAGGAAGAAAGUUAAUAAGGAAAGAACUAAACUUAAUCAAAAGUUGAAUUUAAACAUGGUUUUAAAAGGGGAUGUAGGUCCUGUCAUGGAAGGUGAUGAUAUGUUCUCACUCAAACAAAUCCAGACAUAUGAUCAACUUCAUCAAGUCACAGAUCAAAGCCCAGACGUCGUUGCUGAAAGUGACUCUGAUUCUGACAGUGAAGUUAAGAAGCCAAAAAUAGUAAGAUACGAAAAAGAUUCAGGACACUUGGAUAGUAAAGGUUUAUAUUACAAAGAUGAAGACAGCGAAUUAGAAUUUUCUGAAGAUGACAGUGCUAGUGAAAAAUCUGGAUUGGGUCUUAGUGAAUCAGAGGAGGAUGAAAAACCUGUUAAGUCUGAACCCAAAAAGGUUACAUUUGAGGGUGUAGGAAAGGAUGAUGAAGAAGUAGAGGAUGAGGAUGAGGAUGAGGAUGAGGAUGAGAAUCCUUUGAUAACAGAUUUAGAUGACAGGGACAAAAAGUCAAAGAAAGCCAAUAAAGCCGCAUUGUGGUUUGACAAAGAUAUUUUCAAAGAUCUAGAAGAUGAAAACGUUGAAGAUAUGGAAAUAGACAAAAUGUUAGAGGUGUAUAAGAAGAAGGGAGGUAAAAUUGUUGGUGAAAAAGAUAAUGCUAAUGCUGAAGUUAAAAAAGCAAUCAAGAAAAAGGAUGACGAUGAUGACGAUGAUGACGACGACGACGACGACGAUGACGAUGACGAUGACGAUGAUAAGGAUUCUGACUAUGAUUCAGAUUACAAUGUUGAUGAAGAAAUUGCUCCUGAAAUCAAAGGCAAAAAAGUGAAAGGCAAAAAAGGCGGUUUUGAAGUUGUCUCAAAGAAAGAAUCACUGAAACCAAGCAAAAAGAGGAAACUAACGACGGAAGAUCUCGCCCUCGGUUCGUUAUUGGCACAGAGUAAAAAAUCACGAAGAGACUUGGUAGACGGUGCGUGGAACAGAUUUGCGUUCAACGAUGACAAUUUGCCGGACUGGUUUGUAGAGGAUGAAAAGAAACACAUGAAAAAAGACGUGCCGGUACCGACUGAACUCGUAGAAGACUACAACAAACGCGUACAGGACAUCAAUGUCAGACCAAUCAAGAAGGUGAUGGAAGCCAAGGCUAGGAAGAAGAAGAGAGCGCUGCGUAAAUUAGAAACUGCCAAGAAGAGAGUCGAGGCUGUCAUGGACAACGCUGAGAUGAGUGACAGAGAAAAGGCGAAACAAGUUAAAUCUAUCUACAGGAAAGCAACGAAAGAACCGAAGAAGGAAGUGACGUACGUUGUCGCUAAAAAACACAUGGCUCAGAAACGAGCAGCCAGACCUGCUGGCGUUAAAGGACGAUACAAGAUGGUAGAUCCUCGAAUGAAGAAGGAGUUGCGAGCUAUGAAGGCCAAGGAGAAGACGAAGGGUCGCGGUAAGAAGUCGAAAGGUCGUGGCGGCAAGCCUCCGAGAGGGAAAGCACGAUCAGCACCGAAAGGAAAGAAAGCGAAAUAAAUGACGGAUAGUGAAAUGUUAAUUUGUUGACCGACUUUUACAUUUUUACUUCACGUAAGAUAAGUUUGUAAAUAAUUUAUACUGUCAGAAUCAUUAUCAACGACGAGAGUUAUUAUCGUAUAGUUCAUGGGACUUCUUUCUCAUGCGAUAUAUAUUGUAUACACGCUAAUUCGUUGAGUAAACGAAUUUCUUUUACAAAUCA